CUGAAUCAACAUCUGGUCCUAAGUUCCACAGCGAGCACUGUGGAGCUCGGUCUGUGGCGCAGAGCUGAGAGCAGCGCGAGGAGACAGUGAUGUUCAGACUGAGAAGGUGUAGCUGUUUUCCCGGGAGUCGCUUCGAGCCGAGUCUGGCGCGGAGGAGCGAGAGGGAGGGAGGGACAGAGAGAGGCUCUCCGGGGAAGAAGUGACGGUGUAAUGCAGUAACUGGGUCGUUUAGCGGGGCUCUCCGAGCAGCGAAAACAAACAGCGGCCGCGCGGACGGUGAGGUGACGUUUACAGCGAGGGAGCCGCGCGCCAGCACUUUGCGCUGCUGGAGUUGGGAUGCGUCGUUGUGCUCGGCGAUGAAGGACAGUCCCGGGGCUCCUCCGAGUUUCCGUGCGGUCAGAAUGAGCGCCUAGAGUUCACUUUAUUUUGCGGCGAUGGCUUCGGCUUCAACAGCUCAGCACGAGACGAGGAAGUUCACGCGCGGGCUGAGCAAACCGGGCACCGCCGCGGAGCUCCGGCAGAGCGUCUCCGAGGUGGUGAGGACCUCGGUACUCGUGGUGAAGCCGAAGGUGAUUGAGCCGCUGGACUAUGAGAGUGUUUUGGUGCAGAGAAAGACUCAGAUCCUCAGCGAUGUUCUGCGGGACAUGCUGCAGUUCCCCAUCGACGACUUUCAGAUGUCGACUCUGAAGCGGCAAGGAAGGACUCUGCACCCCACCGUCCCUGAGGGAGCGGAGAAGAGGGCCACCAGCCUGUUCGUCCAGGAGUGCAUCAAGACUUACAACUCAGACUGGCAUGUGAUUAACUACAAGUAUGAGGAUUAUUCUGGAGACUUCCGCCAGCUGCCCAAUAAAGUUUCUCGGCCGGAGAAGCUGCCCACUCACGUGUUCGAGGUGGACGAGGAUGCAGACAAAGAUGAGGACGCAGCAUCUCUGGGUUCUCAGAGAGGAGGUGUGGCCAAGCAUGGCUGGCUUUACAAAGGCAAUAUGAACAGUGCCAUUAGUGUCACGAUGAGGUCAUUUAAGAGACGAUAUUUCCAGCUGGCCCAGCUGGGGGAUGGAUCAUAUAACCUGAACUUCUAUAAGGAUGAGAACAUCUCCAAAGAGCCUAAAGGGACCAUAUUUCUUGACUCCUGCAUGGGGGUAGUGCAGAACAGUAAGGUGAGGCGGUUUGCUUUCGAGCUGAAGAUGCAGGAUAAGAGCACAUACCUGCUGGCUGCAGAUAGCGAGGCCGAACUGGACGACUGGAUCAGCACCCUCAACAAGAUCCUGCACAGCAGCUUCGAACUGGCCAUGCAGGAACGCAGAAACGGAGAGCUACACGACGAUGACGAUUUAGGAAAGCCAGAAAUCUCUUCUGGGAAUUUCCAGGACAGUUUUCAGAGCGCCAGAGACAUCGAGUCCAAGAUGCGCAGCGAGACUCGUCUGAAGCUCUUCAUGCUGGAUCCGGACACACAGAGGCUGGAUCUGUCAGGCAUUGAGCCGGAUGUGAAGCAGUUUGAGGAGAAGUUUGGCAAGAGAGUUCUGGUCAGCUGUAAUGACCUGUCCUUCAACUUACAGAGCUGUGUGGCUGAGAAUGAGGAGGGGCCAACUACUAAUGUGGAGCCCUUCUUUGUAUUGCUGUCACUGUUUGACGUGCAGAACAGCAGAAAGAUCUCUGCUGAUUUUCACGUGGACCUGAAUCACCCAUUAGUGCGCUCCAUGAUCUCUCCGUCCAGCGUUGUGAUUAACGGAGCUGUGGACACUUCACACAUGUCCACGCAGCUCAACGGGCUGCCAGAGGGGGCACUGCAGUACCCCACACAGGGAGUGUUCUCGGUGACGUGCCCGCACCCCGAUAUCUUUCUGGUGGCACGGAUUGAGAAGGUCCUGCAAGGGGGCAUCACACAUUGUGCUGAGCCUUAUAUGAAGAGCUCAGACUCUGCCAAGGUGGCUCAGAAGGUGCUGAAGAACUCCAAGCUAGCCUGCAGUCGGCUGGGCCAGUACAAGAUGCCUUUCGCGUGGGCAGCCAGGCCCGUGUUCAAAGAUGCCUCAGGGACUCUGGACAAAAGUGCCCGCUUCUCCGCCCUUUACCGGCAAGACAGCAAUAAACUGUCAGAUGAAGACCUCUUCAAACUGCUGGCUGACUUCAGGAAACCUGAGAAGAUGGCCAAGCUUCCUGUCAUCCUGGGUAACCUGGAUGUAACCAUCGACAGUGUCGCUCCUGAUGUGACCAAUUGUGUUACUCCAUCCUACAUCCCUGUGCGGCCCUAUGAGAACAAUGGGCACGGCGGUGGGCCUCUGCUAGAGGUGGAGGAGUUUGUACCCUGCAUUGCUAAGUGCUCGCAGCCCUUCACCACCUACAACAACCACCUCUACGUCUACCCCAAACACCUCAAAUAUGACAGCCAGAAGUCCUUUGCCAAGGCGAGGAACAUUGCAGUAUGCGUUGAGUUCAGGGAUUCUGACGAGGAGGAUGCACAGCCGCUUAAGUGUAUCUAUGGUCGUCCAGGGGGGCCUCUUUUCAGCAGGCAGGCAUACGCAGCAGUGCUGCAUCACCAGCAAAACCCAGAGUUCUGUGAUGAGAUCAAGAUUGAGCUGCCAACUCAGCUGCAUGAGAAGCAUCACCUGCUCUUCACCUUUUACCACAUCAGCUGUGACAGCAGCACCAAGAAGCGGGACGUGGUGGAGACACCAGUGGGCUCUGCCUGGCUGCCUCUGCUUAAAGAUGGCCGAGUCAUCAUGAGUGAGCAGCAGAUUUCUGUAGCGUCUAACUUACCUGCAGGCUAUCUGAGCUGCCAGGAGGGGCUUAACAAGCACUCUGGUCCAGAGGUAAAAUGGGUGGACGGAGCUCGUCCCCUCUUCCGAGUGUCAACACACCUGGUCUCCACAGUCUACACUCAGGAUCAGCACCUUCAUAAUUUCUUCCAUCACUGUCAGAAGAUGGAGUCAGGGUCAGCCCAGGCCACUGAAGGAGAGCUGGUCAAGUACUUGAAGAGUCUCCACGCCAUGGAGGGUCACGUGAUGAUUAAUUUCCUGCCAACUAUUCUAAAUCAGCUGGUGCGUGUUCUUACGACGGCCAAUCAUGAGGACGUGGCAGUCAACACCACCAGGGUCAUGGUCCACAUAGUUGCCCAGUGUCAUGAGGAGGGUCUCGAACAUUACCUCAGAUCUUAUGUGAAGUACGUGUUUAAGACUGAACGCUACUCGGCCACUAACAGUAAAACAGUGCAUGAGGAGCUGGCCAAAGCCAUGACCGCCAUCUUAAAGCCUUCCACUGAUUUCCUCACCAGCAAUAAGCUCCUCAAGUACUCCUGGUAUUUCUUUGAGGCCUUAGUAAAGUCCAUGGCGCAGCAUUUGAUAGAAAGCGGGAAAGUUAAACUGUCCAGGAACCAGCGCUUUACUGCUUCCUUCCACCACGCGGUGGAGACUCUGGUGAACAUGCUGAUGCCACACAUCACCCAGAAAUACAAAGACAACCUAGACGCUGCCCGCAAUGCCAACCACAGCCUUGCCGUCUUCAUCAAGCGCUGUUUCACAUUUAUGGAUCGUGGAUUUGUUUUCAAGCAGAUCAACAACUACAUCAACUGCUUUGUGCCUGGAGACCCCAAGACGCUGUAUGAGUUUAAGUUUGCGUUUCUGAGGGUGGUGUGCAACCAUGAGCACUUCGUUCCACUGAACCUGCCCAUGCCCUUUGGGAAAGGCAGGAUAAUGCGCUUUCAAGACCUGCAGCUGGACUACUCCCUGACCGAUGACUUCUGUAGGAAUCACUUUCUGGUCGGGCUCUUGCUGAGGGAGGUGGGCGGAGCCCUGCAGGAGUUCGGAGAGAUCCGUCAGAUUGCCAUCCAUGUGCUCAAAAGCCUGAUGAUCAAACACACAUUUGAUGAACGUUAUGCCUCAAAGAGUCAGCAGGCUAGGUUAGCGACUCUCUACUUGCCUUUGUUUGGGCUGCUUCAGGAGAAUGUACACAGACUCAAUGUGAGAGAGACGUCCACCAGUCAGAACGGGAAAGAAGAACCUGUCUCCAACAUUGCUGCUGCAACACCACACAAGCCUGCUGGAAGCCUUGACACCAGUCUGCAUAAAGACGUGUUUGGCGUCAUCUCUGGCACAGCUUCCCCCCACACCUCCACACCUAACAUCAGCGCGGUCCGUCACGCCGACUCCCGCGGCUCUCUGGUCAGCACGGACUCGGGAAACAGCCUUCCAGAGAAGAACAGUGAGAAGAGCAGCUCCCUGGAUAAGACUCAAUCCGCGUCUGCUCUUGGGAGCUCCAUUCUGCGCUGUGACAAACUAGACAGAGAAGAAAUAAAGAACUUGCUCAUGUGCUUUCUGCAUGUACUCAAGAGCAUGUCUGAGGAUGCUUUAUUUACAUACUGGAACAAAGCCUCUCCCUCUGAGCUGAUGGACUUCUUCACUCUGAUAGAAGUGUGUGUCCAUCAGUUUAGGUAUAUGGGGAAGAGGUUUAUUGCCAGGAGUCAGGAAGCGAUUGGAUUUCUGGUUCCAGACAGGAAGUCGUUAACUCUUCCUGUGUCUCGUAACAGAGCAAGCGUCCUACACACGCGUUUACACCAGCUCGGCAGCAUGGAGAACGCACACACUUUUAACCACACGUACGGCCAUGGCGAUGCUGAAACGUGUCUGUUAGAGGGCAACAUUUCCACUGAAGUCUGUCUGACUGUGCUGGACACCCUCAGUAUCUUCAUCAUGGGCUUUAAGACUCAGCUGUGUGCUGAUUUGGGCCACAAUCCACUGAUGAAGAAAGUGUUCCAGGUGCACCUGUGUUUCCUGCAGAUCCCACAGUCAGAAACAGCACUAAAGCACGUCUUCACUUCACUGCGCACCUUCAUAUACAAGUUCCCAUGUACGUUUUUCGACGGCCGGGCUGAUAUGUGCGCCUGCCUGUGUUAUGAGAUCCUGAAGUGCUGUAAUUCUAAACUGAGCUCCAUCCGCAGCGACGCAGCCCACCUGCUCUACUUCCUCAUGAAGAGUAACUUCGACUACACCGGCAGGAGGUCCUUCGUCCGCUCUCACCUUCAGGUGGUGAUAGCAGUUAGUCAGCUGAUAGCUGAUGUCAUUGGGAUUGGGGGGACACGGUUCCAGCAGUCUCUGUCCAUCAUCAACAACUGUGCCAACAGUGACAAGACUGUGAAGCACACUGCAUUCCCCUCAGAUGUGAAGGAUUUGACAAAGAGGAUCAGGACAGUGCUGAUGGCCACAGAGCAGAUGAAGGAGCAUGAGAAGGACCCUGAGAUGCUGGUUGAUCUGCAGUACAGCCUGGCCAAGUCCUACACCAGCACACCGGAGCUGCGCAAGACCUGGCUGGACAGCAUGGCCAAAAUCCAUGUGAAGAAUGGAGACCUGUCAGAGGCAGCAAUGUGCUAUGUCCAUGUGGCAGCCCUGGUGGCAGAAUACCUAAAGAGAAAAGGAAUGUUCCGUCAGGGCUGCUCGGCGUUCCGUGUCAUCACUCCCAACAUCGACGAGGAGGCGGCCAUGAUGGAGGACGUGGGCAUGCAGGACGUGCACUUCAAUGAGGAGGUAUUGAUGGAGUUGUUAGAGGAGUGUGCUGAUGGUUUAUGGAAGGCUGAACGUUACGAGCUCAUCUCUGACAUCUACAGACUCAUUAUCCCCAUCUACGAACAGCGCAGGGACUUUGAGAAACUGGCUCACUUGUAUGACACGUUACAUCGGGCCUACACUAAAGUCAUGGAGGUGAUGCACUCUGGGAAACGGCUGCUGGGCACAUUCUUCAGAGUGGCCUUUUUUGGUCAGGCUGCGGGUUUCUUUGAAGAUGAAGAUGGGAAGGAGUAUAUCUAUAAGGAGCCCAAAUUUACACCUCUGUCUGAGAUCUCACAACGACUGCUCAAACUCUAUUCUGACAAGUUCGGCCAGGAAAACGUCAAAAUGAUCCAAGACUCUGGAAAGGUUAAUCCUAAGGACUUGGAGGCCAAAUUUGCCUACAUCCAGGUGACGCACGUGACUCCCUACUUGGAAGAGAAAGAGCUGGAAGAGAGACGCACCGAUUUUGAGAGGAGCCACAAUAUACGGCGCUUUGUGUUCGAAACGCCAUUCACUGUCUCAGGCAAAAGGCAUGGCGGUGUGGACGAGCAGUGCAAGCGCAGAACUGUGCUCACCACCACUCAUUGUUUCCCAUAUGUAAAGAAGCGAAUAGCAGUCAUGUAUCAGCACCAUACAGACCUGAGUCCUAUAGAGGUGGCUAUAGACGAAAUGAGCAGUAAAGUGGCAGAGCUGAAAGCGCUUUGUGCAGCAGCAGAGGUCGACAUGAUCCGGCUGCAGCUCAAACUGCAGGGCAGCAUCAGUGUACAGGUAAACGCUGGGCCACUUGCUUACGCGAGAGCUUUCCUUGAUGAUGCUUGCGCCAAGAAAUACCCUGACAACAAAGUCAAACAGCUCAAAGAGGUCUUCAGGCAGUUUGUGGAGGCGUGCGGCCAGGCCCUGGGAGUGAAUGAGCGGCUGAUAAAGGAGGAUCAGCAAGAGUAUCAUGAUGAGAUGAAGGCCAGUUACAGAGACCUGGCCAAAGAGCUGUCACUCAUCAUGCAUGAACAGAUAUCCACAGUUGAAAACGGAACGAAGAGCUCCCUCUCUGAUUCGCUGCACAUCUUCAAUGCGAUUAGUGGGACACCCAGUGGCUCCGCCCUCCACAGCCUACCCAGCUCCGCCUCCUCCAUGUGAUGUUUGACCUCAGCCUUCAUACUCUGACCUUGUCUGUAACUAGAGAGAGAAACAGAGAAAUGGAAGGAGUAAAAGAAUAAGUUAAUAUGACGCUGAGGAAGAAAACUUGAAACAUGAGGAUUACCCUCCCAUCCGCAUCUUGAACUUGAUGUCUCUCUAAAGUGUCUGUAUUCAGAGUGUCUGUUCUGGCAGUUAGUCCGGCUAGUUUCACGAACAAAAGUCAAAACCACUCGGCCAUGAGACGAAAACGAAGGUCUUAAAUGAAAUCGUUUUAUCCUUCAGUGUUGUAUCCUGUAGUAUAACUUGUCUGCUCUUGGCUGUUUCUUUUGGAGAUAUUCUAAGUUUAUAAAAUCUCCAGUCAGAACAUUUCUCUUUUUCUGUUUCUAUAUUUUGUUUGUGAUUGGAUAUCUGCAGCAGGUCCCACCAGAAGACAAGUUGUGUAAUCUUCUGUUUGUUCAUUCCAGACAGAAUGGCCAUAGUUCUAGUUUCGAUUAAGUAGAUUUGGGUCUUGCUAAACCAUGAUGAAUCUUGUUUUAUAUUCUCCCAUUAUCUUUACUUGUCAUUGCUGUUUUACACAGCUAGAGUCUACCAGCAGGGCCAACCAAAGUCACCAGAGGCAAUACAGCCGUCUUAGAAACCAAAUGUUAAUGGAUUACCGAAUUACUUUUGUAUUAAAUUCUCAACACCCCCGGCAAACUUUACCAGCUAUGUACAGGCAACUUAAAAUUACAAUUUUCAGCAAUCAUCCUGCUCAUGACACACUUACGACAUGUUGUAGACUCAGGCUUCACUUCCUCCUUUUUUCCUUUCUUCACAUAACCAGAAAUGUACUUGCUGCUAUGUGAAGGAUGACCAGGCAUGGGCAUCAACUGUAGUGGCUUAUUCUACAUGCUGAAUUAAGUGUCCCCAGACUUAACCAAACCAUAGACCUAAGCUCUUCCCUAGAAAAGUAUUGAGUCUUAGUGUUUAGCUUCACAUGCUUGUGAUCUUGCAUAAGAUUUAAAUACUAGCCUGGACACUUCUACAGAGGUAAGCAUUCAUCCGAUCAGCCAACCAUGCCAGUAGCAAGUAGCAAGCUCUUAGAAACUGUCUGUCUUGAUGAGAUUUGUUUAUGCUUUGAGUGGAAAUGACAUAAAACGAAGGAGGAAGUGCUAUUACGAUCCGUUCUCUAUAAAUAAGGAGUGCAAUAUACGUCUUACCAUGUGCUUUUCUUAUUUUGUUAAUGAUCUCUUGCCAAAGAGGAAAGGCGAGCUGUGGAGUACAUGGAUAAAGGCGACCGCAUUAGGAUUUUUAUACCCUUGUCUUGUUUGUUUAUUGUUCAUGUAAAUUGUUUUGUAUCUGGGAAAUCUGGGGGUAUUUUUAUUUAACGGAAUGUCAGAGUUCUGAAUUUGUGUAUGUAAUAUAUUAAUGUCCUUAAAGUUUUCUCUUUUUAAUUAAAUAAAAUUAUUGUCCUACAACA
Messenger RNA from Colossoma macropomum (tambaqui), 8127 nucleotides. It is a transcript of the gene dock9b, whose product is annotated as dedicator of cytokinesis 9b. Bases 435 to 6668 code for a protein of 2077 amino acids. Gene Ontology annotation, molecular function: guanyl-nucleotide exchange factor activity. The transcript has 54 exons. Lineage: Eukaryota; Metazoa; Chordata; Actinopteri; Characiformes; Serrasalmidae. Gene Ontology annotation, biological process: positive regulation of GTPase activity; small GTPase-mediated signal transduction. The record is from RefSeq and is a predicted model, not a curated record.